Molecule: messenger RNA, 4743 nt
Organism: Brassicogethes aeneus
Lineage: Eukaryota; Metazoa; Arthropoda; Insecta; Coleoptera; Nitidulidae
Source: the annotation of a GenBank genome assembly
UUAAUCUGUCAAAAGGUUGUCAGUGAAAGUGUCCAUCAUUUAUUGUUAUUAAACUUUCUUAUUGGAAAAAUGGAUAAAGAAAUUGGGCAAUAAACUAAUUUAAAAUGAGUGUUUUUUGUGAUUUUCAACAAGUGUGGCUGCAAAGAUUCCCGGAAAGUCCUCUACCUGGCGCUUGGGAGGAGGACGUCAGGGCAAAUUUGGCCAAACAUAAACAGAAAGUCUCUUUGCUUAAGGAGGAGCUGGAAAAGGAGGAAUUUUACGUGGAGUAUCUGGAAAGAUUACUUAACGAUGUGGAAUUACACAAGAAAAAAUUGGCAAAAGAAAAACCAGACGAAAAUUGCGAGGAAAUUGGUGAUGUCACAACAGAUACCAUAUCUAAAAAUGAAUCGAUGGUGACUCCACCUACAACCCCGCUAAAUAAUGACGAAACUGAAGUUUUUUCGGCGAACAUGUGCGUAAACGAAAUCUCGAAUCAAAUGACGACGUCCUAUGCGGAGAAACCAAUCGAACCGACAACUCCCGAAGCCGAUUCGGGCACCUUCGUCACCGUCAUUGAGGUAAACGGACUUAAGCAGCAAUCAACAGCUUCACCUGUCAAACUGCCCCCAAAGUUACCUGCCAGACCGGAAUCCCUAAAAAACCUAAGCAAAGAAAAAAACAGGUCAAGAAACAGCGACUCCAUAUCCUCGUCGUCGGAACUAAUCGACGAGCCCUUCUACGACAUGGUGGCGCCCGAAGAAGAAGAAUGCGUAAUCCAAAGCAAUCACUCAAGUACCGAGAACGUGUUCAGCUCGUCCAGCACCUUACCGUUGGGUUCCAAGAGGGAAUCCACCCAGACUAUUCAGGAACCGCAAUCGCCGGGUACCUCUAACUAUGUAAACAUCGAAUAUUUUAUACAAUCAACGAAGAAAAACGGCAACGAUCACAGCAGUAGCGAUGAAGAGCAUGAAGAAGUGGCAGAACUGAAGAAAAAUAAUGCUGAUAAUGUUUCCUAUGCCAGUUCCAGUUCCUUGGAAUCUAUGACUCCUUCGACUAGAAGAAAGUUCCUUAACGAAAAUGAUAUCAAAGAAGCUGAAAGACUUUCCAUGUACAAAUCCAUCAUUCAAAACAUCAUUGACAGUGAAAGUAACUAUGUUGAAUGGCUUAACGUUCUUAUAAGGUAUUUAAAAGCUAUUAAAGCUACAGUAUCAACAUCACAACCAAUUGCAACCCAACCGGAACUGGAUACAAUAUUCUACAAAAUACCUGACCUAUUUGAGUUACACAAGAACUUUUUGGAAAUGCUUAGGAAACACAGCCAGAGAUGGGACACCAAAAUUGGACCAGUUUUUAAAAACAUGGCAUCUAAUUUAACAAUUUACGGUGCUUUUCUGAGUAACUACGGCCGAGCUCUGGACACGGUGAGCAAAUGCAGCGAAGCCAAUAGCCAAUUCAGCGAAAUCAGCAAGAAUAUAACGUGCAAACACUUGUCCGAGCAGCCCAUAUCUUUGGAAGAUCUUUUGCACAAACCAGUCGCAAGAAUGCAGAAAAACGGCUUGGUCUUACACGACCUCAUCAAAUGCAUCCCCAAAAAUCAUCCGGACUACAAUAGCGUUAAAGAGGCUUUGGUUACUACGCAACAGUUUUUGGACCAGUUUAAUAUGAUACAGACUAAAAUGAUGUUUAAGACAAGUGAUAGGGCACAAAGAAGGCUAGUGAAAAAUUCCUUUAUCGUUGAAUAUUCGGAAAAUACCAGGAAACUGCGUCACCUGUUUUUAUUCAAUGACGUUAUAGCCUGUGCAAAAUACAAGUCUGCUUCAGGUCAAAAGUACACUUUCGAACUAAAAUGGUUUAUUCCCGUUGAAAACAUCUUUAUAAUCGAGGAGACCACUGCUAAUUCGCACGAAACUGCUCCAUCGCAGAUUGUGGCUUUAAAAUCACAGGCUUCCAAUGUCAGAGAUCAGUUGAGACAUGAGGAGAAGCAUGCUGAAGAAAAAAAAAUCCGUAUUCGAGGCACAGAUAAGUACCGCAAACGUCUUCUGGAACUUGAAAGCCAAUUGGUGCUGGUUUCUCCGAACUUGGUGUUCCGCAUUCGUCACCGCCAAAACAACAAACCCUACACGUUCUUCUUGUCUUCUGAUUUCGAGCGAAACCAAUGGAUAGAGGCGAUUUUAACAUUGCAAAGGGCCGGACAACCGCCCCCGUCCGCCAAAACGUUUACAAUGUUGGAGCUACAGACUUGGAUAACCGCUUGCAGAACGUUUUUGAAGACCAACAUGGGUUCUUAUUUGUUGAGAAAUUCUCAGGAUGAAAAAUUGUUGGUCGGUGAUUUGCAUUUGCAUAUAUACGAGAUGAAAAACGUUGAAUUUCCUUGCGAUUUGUAUGUGUGCGCCGAGGUCGAUUUCUACGGGCACUUCUUCCAAAAAGCCAAGACAAAAAUCGUUUGCGAUUCCACAGCUCCGGUGUGGAACGAGCAUUUCAUCAUAGAUCUAGAAGGUUGCGAGAACCUUCGCAUUCUCGUGUACAGGGACGGCGACAUGCCCACCUUGUACGGCAAGUUGACACACAAGCUGAGCAGAAAGUGGCUGAACGAGAAGGAGAUACACGAGAUGAACUUGAUGGUGAACGGCAGCCAACUGCGGGUCGGGCUGAAGUUUGUGCCGUGCGAAAUGAGUUUGAGGAGGGUGCCGAGCGGUAAAGUUGGCAGCUUGUUUGGAGAAAAAAUACAGAAUGUUGCAAGACGACAAAAACGCAACAUACCGUUUAUCAUAACGGCCUGCAUUAGAGAAGUUGAGAGAAGGGGAAUGGCUGAAAUCGGAAUAUACAGGGUGUCAGGAUCUGCCACUGAAAUAUCCAAAUUAAAAAAGUCAUUUGAAACAAAUAAUUAUGAAGCUGAACAAAACCUAAAAGAAGUUGAUAUACAUUCUGUGACUGGUAUUUUAAAAUUAUAUCUUCGGGAGUUACCUGAGGCACUUUUUACAGACCAUUUAUACCCAGAGCUUUUGGAAUCUUUUAAUCAGAGUAACGGUAAUCUUAAGAGAAGAACUGAAUUAUUAAAGGAGUGUUUUGAAAAACUGCCCCCACAGAACCAUGCCACCAUUAAAUAUAUACUGGACCAUUUAAUAAAGGUUUAUCAGCAUGAAGGCGACAACAAGAUGUCCUUGCAUAACUUGGCAACGGUGUUCGGUCCGACGUUGCUGCGCCCGGCUAUCAAAGCCGAUUCGAAAUUGAAGGGCGCCGUGGACGUGAUGGCCGCUGGAACCGUCGACGUGAUGGCGCAAGCAGGAAUACUUUACUGCUACCUGCAGGACAUCAACCGGCAGUCGAUGAUAUGCAGCUGAAGACGCGUUGUCGGUGGAAAUGUGGCAACGCGGGCUGCCGCGAAGUGGUUUGUUUUACCCCUGCGACUGAAACAAGUGCAUUUUUUUAUUUAUACUUGACUGUAAAAAACAUGUAUUAUUUCUUUCCACUGCAAUGUUACUUUAUAGCAAAGGCUUUUAGCGAUAAAAAAAAAUAGACUGUACAUACUUAAUUUAUAUAAAUAUUUUAAAUGUGGGAGCAUUUAACACUUUGAACAAAUAUUGAUGUUGAAAAAUAAGCAAUUUUGGACCAUUUACCAUAAGCAUUAGACUUAUUUAAUAAUUAGGUAAAUAAUCCUUAUCUUUAAACUUUAAAGGCGUGUUAUUUUUUGCAACAAAACCAUAAAUUAAAAGGUACGUAACAUAACAAUUUGACUGAAGCCAAUAAAAAAUUAAAUUGAUUUGUGAUCCAGUUUUCACUGUGCCUUUCACACAAAGAAAAAGACUGACUAACUAUACAAUGUUUUCUACUAAAAUUAUCAACAAUUAUCAUGGGCCAAAUUUAAUGAAUUUAAAUUUUACGAAUUUAAUAUACAUGGGGGUUUUUGUAACCUCUCUAGUCAAUCGUCAUGGUAAAUCAGUGCUUCAGUAGUAUUUAACUACACAACCUAUUGUGAUAUAAAUUUAGUGAAAUGCUCUCAUAUUUACAUAAUAUUACUUAAGCCUUAAGGUAUUAUUUACCAAAUUCUAGUAUUUUUUUCCAUACAAAUUAUUUAUAUUACGCUAUUUCGAAGCUGUGAAUAGAAAACGCUUUUCUUGUAACCAUAGAAAUAGCUAACCAUAUUACAACAUCAUAGGUUUUCUAUGGUGUUGUGUUUUUGUAUGAUUUGCAAAGUUGUAUUUAAAUAUUUAAAUAGCCUUAGUGGUAGUAUUAAAUGUACAACAUCUCUACAUUUUUUAAAUCUAGAUGUAUUGUAUAUUUAAAUUUUAUUCCGUUCAAUAUACCUACAUGGUAUUAUGAAGGUCAGUGCAAACCUUUUGAAAGAUCAUUUAGAACCUAUUUUAGCAAGUCUUUAGGUAAAUUUGACUAAGUAGGUUUCAAUUGACCUUUUCAAUAACCUUUACAAAGGUUUGCAUUGACCUGCCAAAGACCCUGUAUGCAAAUAAAUUUAGAACAAAUAAAUAACAAGUGCAAGUGUCUACAGUACAGCCCUUUAUUAUUGUACAAACUAGAGUAAGAUACUAAAGCUUGUUGUAUGUCCAUUACUGUUGACACAUUUAAUGUAUUGCUUAAAAUUACAUUUUUGUAUAGAUUAUUUACAUUUAUUAUAGAAUUUAAGCUACCAGUGGUAUUUUUUGUAGAGAAUCCGUGUAUGUAUUUAUGAUUUAUGCUAAGGCAUUAUUGUGGUUAAAAAUAUAUUUUAUAUACAUUUGUAACACUUUGCAAUAAAGGAUAUUUGUCAUA